Orbicella faveolata is the source of this 1666-nucleotide messenger RNA. RefSeq lists its product as uncharacterized. The record is from RefSeq and is a predicted model, not a curated record. Lineage: Eukaryota; Metazoa; Cnidaria; Anthozoa; Scleractinia; Merulinidae.
CAUAUCAUAUUACAGUUUCGUCUUUAAGUGUUUCAAGAUUUUUUUCAUCUCGCUCUCCGUCUUGUCCAUUUGGUCUGUCUUCUAGAACGUUUGUGUGCUUUUCAUAAAAUAUGACCAAUUCAAAACAAUGAGAUGACGUCAUUAAAAAGUUGGCUUUUCCGGCUUUAAUACUUUUGUGCAGAAUGUCUGACGUGAAAUGCCAUGCGAACCCCAAGUUGUCAAUCAAAGUCCGGUUAGCUAAACAGCCAAUCUUGAGUUGAUGUAAACGGAAAAAUUAAAAAACUUCCCCAGCCAAAAAGAGAAAAACCGAUACUGAUUUUAUGUUAAAUUGUAGGUUGUUAAAGUUUGCUUUCCGCUGGUAAUUCUAAUGCCUUGUGUUUACUCUAAAACCUGAAUGUACUUUGAGUCUUUUGUUCAGUCUCCUUAUCGCAUAUUUUGUAACCUGUCCUUUAUUGAAGCGAAUUUUAAUUAAGGUGCAGUAAAUACAGCUUUACGCUUCAGUCAUUGAAUGUCUCCAUCUUAUUCAAAUGCAAUUAAAUGCGAAGGAAAUUAGAUUUCAAGUGAUGACAGCGAAACAGGCAAUAGCUGCUCUAGCGGUAGAGUUCGCCGUCGUCUUGUAAGAUCGAUGCAAGUGACCGUAAAGAUGUGGCUGGUCUAACUGAAGUUCACAAGGAAAAUACAAUAUCAAAAUUUAUUAAUAUCAAGACAAUCAGAUAAGGAGCCACUAAAAUGCAGCACAUGGCAGUCUUAGCCUCUUUUAUUUGCCUCUUUCUAUCGCGCGUCGACGAUAUCAGUGCAAGUUGCCCCAAUAGAUGGUCUCUAAAUACCAAUCGAACAAUGGACAGGAGGAUGUGGCGUCAUGCCUUCAAGGUUAUUCAGGGUGUUCUCUCGCCUUAUCAGUGUGCAGAUGCCUGUUUGAGGGAUGCGAGGUGCAAGUCGUUCAAUGAUAAACGAAAACAAGACAAAAACGAUGUUAACGAAUGCGAGCUGAACGAUGUCAAGUGGGAAGAUACCAAGCCCGGGGAGGUGGGCAGAGAACCAGGGUCGGACCUAUACGAUGUUGACUUUGAACGCCUUCACGAGAUUCUUUUGUACUCAGGUGAUUCAUGUGACCAUCAGGAUUUAAGUUAGUUGCGUUAGUCCGGAAUGAAGUUUUAAUGUACAUUUUGUGGCCUAAAUAAACGUCUCUGCUUGACUUCAAUGGUAACAGACCAGAUACCACGGACUCUCUUAUUCACGAACCAUGAGCGAUAAUGUACGAUGGAAUCCCGAUUUUUCGAACCUCUGAGGGAAACGAAAAUUGGCUCGAAAAAUCAGAUAUUUCGAGAAAUCGGAGGCAAAAUUUCAGUGUUCGACUGAAGAGAGGUAAACGACUUUAUUUUUUGGUUCGAUCGAGUUAUCGGAAGGUUCGUACAAAUGAGGGUUCGAGAAAUCGGGAUUCUACUGUAUGUUAGAAAUCCCAUGACAAAAUGCAACAUUACUGACUAUUAACAAGAAUACUCCAGUCGUCGCGUGUGUUGUCUUUCGUAAGUAGUAUUGAUGUAAAUAGCUUAUAUUAUUAUUUUCUUGUAUAUUUCCAGUGAAAUAUAAUUUUUUUCUUUGUAUUGUGUUAAACGAACUGUAACUUUGUUGUGUUGUUUCUGAAUAAAAAGUGUAAAAAGCUUUA